Mesorhabditis belari is the source of this 1437-nucleotide messenger RNA. The record is from the annotation of a GenBank genome assembly. NCBI's taxonomy places the organism in Eukaryota, Metazoa, Nematoda, Chromadorea, Rhabditida, Rhabditidae.
AUGACCUCCAUUCUCCAGCGUCGUCAAUUCGCUCUUGUUUCUUUAUUUUUUCAGCUAUUCUUUAUCUUUUUAUUCUAUUUAUUUGCCCGUUUUGAUACAGAUGCUGAACGAGAUUUGAUGAUGAAUGAGAGUGAUGGUAGCAAUGGUAGCAAUGUGAAGCGAGUUUUCGUGAAUACGGAUUUCCCCCUUUUUCAAGAUAUUCAUGUAAUGGUUCACGUUGGAUUUGGUUUUCUCAUGGCUUUUUUGAAGAGAUAUGGUUUCUCAGCAGUUUCCGUAAAUCUCUUGCUCACUUCUUUUGUCACUCAAUAUGCAAUGUUGUUGCGUGGAUUUUUGACUCAAUCUUUUCACGAUAGUGGCACUUUUCGAGUGUCUAUCAAUGAAAUGGUUGCAGCGGAUAUCUCUUGUGUUGCUGUUUUGAUUACAAUGGGUGUGUUGCUAGGUCGUUUGACGCCUGUACAAUUUCUUUUGCUCGCAUUUUGUGAGACGACUGUUUCGGUGAUGGUUGAGCAUGUGCUGUUCAAUAUUCUUCAUGUAAACGAUGGCGGGCGUUCCCUUGUAAUGCACGUAUUUGGUGCCUAUUUUGGUCUUGCUGCGGCGGUUGUUGGAAACAAGAGAAAUGUGAUGGAAAUGGAUGCCGAGGGAUCGAUUUAUCACUCGGAUCUUUUCUCGAUGAUCGGAACGAUGUUUCUAUGGAUAUUCUUCCCAACGAUGAACGCGGCUAUUCAAGAACCGGCUGAUGCGAGGCAUCGUGCAAUUGUCAACACCUACCUGGCAAUGGCUUCAUGUACAAUCUCGACCUUUUUGAUCUCUUCUCUCACCGAUCAUCUCGGUCGUUUCAACAUGAUUCACAUUCAGAGUUCAACUCUAGCUGGUGGAGUGGCUAUUGGCUCGGCAGCAAACGCAAUCGUCUACCCGUAUCACGCAGUGGUUGUCGGUAUGAUCGCAGGGAUAAUCUCCGUCUUUGGGCACGCUGUAUUGAGUAAGCGAUUAGAGAAACGUUUCAAUAUCUACGACACAUGUGGUGUCCACAAUUUGCACGGAUUGCCGGGUCUUCUCUCUGGAAUCAUCAGUAUUCUCGUCGCGCUUCUCUAUGCUUACAAGGAUAACUAUGAAAAGAACGGAAUCUACCAUAUUUAUCCAUAUUUUGCUGGCGGAGAGCUUCAAGGUGACCGAGAUGCCUACUCGCAAGCUCUCUACCAAUUGGCGGGAAUGAUCGUCGCGUUAGUGGCCGCGAUUUUGGGCGGACUUCUGACGGGCUUGGUGCUGAGAAUCCGUUUGUGGAACCAGGUCGACGAUCCGGCCUUGUCUCUCGAGCCCAACUACUACGCGAAACAAGAGUUCAGCUUUGCUAGCAAGUAUAUGGAAACGCCACAAGAGAACGCCGAAAUGGACUUGAUGAAUCAUCGGAAUUCACGGAAUAACUUUGAAGAGAUUUAU